ACCCUAUUUUUCCCGAGUGUGUGGCGCUGGCGUCGCAUCAAACAGAUUGUUCGCUCAGCGAUGUUUCGGCGUCUCUGCGCCGGCGUCCACCGUCAACUUCAAGUGACCGUCACUCUCUGCCAUCGUCGGACCGCUGCCGCCUCGAGUCCACACUUUCUGGGAUUCGUCAAACCCUAUUAUGCUUCCUCCGUCAGCGCCGACGAUCCCUCAUCCCCGACCGCCUCCUUUCUGUCGAGAUCGUGCGGGAUCUCCGACCAUGCCGCCUUCUCCAUCUCCAAGAAAGUCCCGAUCGACGCCCUCGACCAAGCGCUCCGGGUGCUCGCCCUCCUCAAGGACUACGGCUUCGACGAAGCCCAUCUCGUCCGCCUCGUCGACCGCUUUCCUCGUGUCCUCCUGAUGGACGUCAAGAAGACCUUGAAGCCCAAGCUGGAGCUCUUCCGCGGGAUCGGCCUCGUCGGAACCGACCUCCCGGAGAUCCUGUCAGCUAGGCCCGUUCUGCUCAGGUACAGCGUAGAGAAGCGAUUGGUCCCCAACUCUGAGCUCCUCAAAUCAAUUUCGAUAACGAAUGCGAACCUUGUGGAUGCCCUAAAGCACUCACCUUGGUUGAUCACCUUCGGCACCGGCACUACCCUUCUUCCCAAGGUCGAUGCUCUCCGCGCAUACGGCGUACCCAAUGAAGUAAUCUUACUGCUUUUGACCCGUUACGGCCACGCUUUGGUGACAGAUACAGAUCGAUUCAAUGAGACCUUUGAUGAGAUAAAGAAGAUGGGAAUCUCACCGAAGAGAACCACGUUCGCCCGUGCCCUCGGGGUGCUCGCUAUCUUGCCCAAGAAGAAGUGGGAGGAGAUAGUGGAGAACUUGAGGGGAUUGGGAUGGUCGCAGGAUCUUGUCUCGGAGGCCUUCGCAAAGCAACCUCACCUUGCGCGGGUAUCAAUUGAGAAGACAACGAAGAUUGUGAAGUUUUUGGAAGAGAAGCUGGCAUGGACACCGGAGGACAUUGUGAAGUAUCCAGCUGUUCUGUUGAUGAGCCUGGAGAAAAGGUUGAUGCCCAGGUAUGCCGUCCUGCACAUUCUCAUGCAAAGGGGAUUGAUCAAGCCUGGCGUCAGUGGGAAUCAUUUCCUGGUUUCGAACGAGAAGUUCAGGAUGCAAUUUGUGACCAAGUAUCAAGAGAAAGCUCCAGAAAUAGUCGAAGCUAUCAACGGAGUGGAAUCGGGUAGAUGAUAACAAUGUGUUCUUGACAAAUUUGCUAACAAGCAAACUCUGCUGUAAGAUAAGCCAAUUGUAUGCAGGCAAGGUUGAGUUGUUGCAUGCAUCUUUGCUAGAUUUUGUUGUGUUAACUUAAACUCAGUUGAUAGCAUGUUACUUGUUGCUUAGAGUA
Molecule: messenger RNA, 1378 nt
Organism: Zingiber officinale
Lineage: Eukaryota; Viridiplantae; Streptophyta; Magnoliopsida; Zingiberales; Zingiberaceae
Product: transcription termination factor MTERF2, chloroplastic-like
Exons: 1
Coding region: 61-1221 (386 amino acids)
Biological process (GO): regulation of DNA-templated transcription; chloroplast organization
Cellular component (GO): chloroplast
Molecular function (GO): double-stranded DNA binding
Source: RefSeq, a predicted model, not a curated record